UUUUUUUUUUUGGGUCGGAAAAUUUCGAUGAAUGAGUUCCGGUAAAGAUAGGGACUCUGAGAACAGCCACCGAAGCAAGAAGAAGUCAAUUCUUCCCAAGGUUUUUGGAUCAAGACGGUCUGGUAAAGAAGAAGAAGAUGCAUCAAAUAAUAUGAACAACAGAGGAAAUAUGAUGAUCAAGGCAACAACAAUGAAUAUUUCAAUAGUAUUUCUUCUUUAAAUACGUACAUCACAAGAAAAUAUAUUUAUUAGUCUUAUAAUUAAUGGUUCUUGGAUCUUGUUUGAUAGAUUUGAAGCGACGAAUGGCUCCUCGAAAGAAACCGAUACUUGACAACUCUUUUCGAUGAUCUGGAAGACUGCUUCUGGUUAGGAAUUUUUUGAUUUAUUGGGUAAACCUACCCUAGAAAAGUUUACAUUUUCAUAUGCAUGAUUGCUUGCAAACAUAAGAAAAAUAAACGUACAUUGUCAAAGUAUUUUUUUCUUCUUAAAAAAAAAUGGUAAACCAUUCCCCGGAGAGAGAACGUGAAAACCCCGGUGACCACCCGCGUGGAAAUCUGGUAUGGUGCGGAUUCGGGUCUUUUUAGGGAUCCACGGAACGCUUUGACCACCCGACCACAGACGCGUGGUUACUAUUUGGGGUCUUCUUCAUCCCAAAUGAAAUCUAUGGAUCUUCUUGAUCUUGAUAUGUAUUACUAUUUGGGGUCUUCUUGUUCCCAAAUGAAAUCUAGGGUUUGCUAAGAAAAUUUUAAUACUUUUACUUGUAUAAUACGUCAGAGAGAAUGGAAGGCUUGAACCUAUCGGGUUCUAUGGCACCACCAUCAGAGAUUCGUGAACUCAGGGUGUUUGUAGCUACGUGGAAUGUAGGAGGAAGAACACCAAACAACGAUCUUAACCUCGAAGACUUCUUACUCGUUGAAGGCACAGCAGAUAUAUACAUUUGUGGGUUUCAAGAGAUUGUUCCUCUAAGUGCAGGAAAUGUAUUAGUAGUUGAAGACAAUGAGCCAGCAGCUAAAUGGUUAGCUCUAAUAAGCCAAGCUUUAAACAAACCGAAACAAGACUCUGCUUCAAGAACAACAACCUCUAGUAGUAAUUGUCGUGGUGAAGAGUCAAGAACACCAAGUAGUCUAAGUUUCUUUCAAAGACCUAAUCUUAAAGUCUUGAGCAGAAACUACAGAGUCGAUUCAAGUCUUUUGAAGACUUGUAAUUGUCAGGUUAUCGGUACUUCGGUUGGUUGGGAAGCUAGGCGGUCUAAAAAGUAUAGUGAUCAAGUUGUAGAUAACAAGAAUUAUGUGGAGCCCAAGAAUUUUAGGGUUCAUGAGAAUUUAUUGUUUGAUGAUGUUCCUGCCACUACCAAGAUGCCGGGACAAAUGAGUUAUCGACUGAUUGCUAGUAAACAAAUGGUUGGUUUGUUUUUGUCUGUUUGGGCUAGAAAAGAGUUGAUUCCACAUAUAUCUCAUCUUAGGCUUGAUUCUGUUGGAAGAGGAAUCAUGGGUCGCUUGGGUAACAAGGGAUGUAUUGCUAUAAGCAUGUCAUUGCACCAAACAAGCUUUUGCUUUGUGUGUAGCCAUUUGGCCUCUGGUGAGAAAGAAGGGGAUGAGAUGAGAAGAAACGCAGAUGUAGCUGAGAUUCUGAAGCAUACUCAGUUCCCCAAAAUCACCAAGAACCCUAGUUGUCGCGCACCCGAAAGAAUAGUUGAUCACGACCGAGUGGUUUGGCUUGGAGAUUUGAAUUACAGAGUUGCUUUAACCUAUGAAGAGACAAAAGUAUUACUAGAAGAAAAUGAUUGGCAUACUCUUCUUGAAAAAGACCAGCUCAACAUGGAAAGAGCAGCAGGAAGAGUCUUCUCUGGAUUUCAAGAAGGUCAAAUAUUCUUUGCUCCAACGUAUAAAUAUUCUCAAAACUCAGAUGCUUACGCCGGAGAGACCAAUAAGUCAAAGAGAAAACGCCGUACUCCUGCUUGGUGUGAUCGGAUUCUCUGGAGAGGAGAAAGAAUAGAACAACUUUCUUAUAUUCGAGGAGAAUCAAGGUUUUCAGAUCACAGACCGGUUUGUGCAAUCUUUGCAGUAGAAGUUGAUGUAAAGAGUAUGAACAAAGGUAGAUGGAAAGGUUAUUCUAGUGCGGCUGCAAGAUUGGUUGAAGAUUGCAUUACACAAAGGCAUAGUUUUUACGACUAAGAUUGUUACAAUUCUUUUUGAAAGAGGUAUUGUUUCUAGAUUGUAUAUAGAUUUGGAUCAACAAAAAAAAAACAAUCUUGAGACAUAAUUAAGUAUAUCUGUCUUCACACCCCAAGUCCCAUAUAAGUGUUACAACAACACUUAGGUAUUGUUUGUAAAUUACUGGUUUAAACUGUGGAAGGCUAUGUAACCAUCUUCUCUAUAUUUGAAGCAAGGCAUGUAUGUAUUAUAACUUAUACCGUCAUUCAUCUGAAUAUUGCAUCUAUGCUAUGAAAACAUUGCUCCAAAUCUUCACAUUUUACCAAAAAAAAAAACAAAAAAAAACUGCGCUCCUCCUAACAAUUUGUGUCUGUUCUUUAUGAUUUGUUACCUAAUAUGGUUUCUCAUCCUUUUGUUAUUUCAAAUGCCCCUUGAUAAACCUUAAUAAUUAGGUGAUUCAAAGUGUCAUUUAACCAUUUCUGGAAUUCUAAGUAAAGAUAAGAGGUAGCAUGCCAUCGGUGCGAGUCCACUGGUGCUAAUAAUCUAUAGAGGUCCAUUGAAUCAUGAAAAAUAUUGAUUAGCUACCUAAUCAUGUCUAUUAGAUUAGCAAUGAAUUCAUUAAGAAUAGUGGAUAUUCUGGUCUGACAUGCAAAGUCAACUAUUUAAAAAAAUGAAAAAGAUGGCAUGUAGUCAACGAAUUAGCGAUUUCAUCUAGUUCUUUUGAUUUUAUGACUUUUUCAUUUCACCCGUAGAACUCAGAUAUGCGUAUUCGUUAAACCUAAGUGAUGAUACUUUUAAGCAAACAAACAAAAACCUAUGUGAUGAUACAACAUCGACAUUGGUAUAAACCAAUCACAUAUAAUCUAUGUACAUUUCUAAAUUUUCCCAUGGCUUAAUCAAAAUGUGAUCGAGUUAUGCACUAUCUAUAAUGGUUGUUCAUAAAAUAAAACGAAAAACAAGAAAUAUGCUAGUAACAUUUCACUCUCUGUGGUGGUUGUUGUAAAUGGCUACUAAGAAAAAUCGAUUGCUUUGAUAGCAUUAAAAUUAUCUUCCAAAAGCGUGAAAUCCCUUAAUAUUAAAGGAGAAGCAUUUUCGUUUAAUGAUUUCACAUUACGUUUGCCACGUAGCAGCUUCACAUCGAUUUAAAAACGAGUACGCUGACGUGUUACGUGCAGAGAGCUUCUCCACCAAACUCUACAUAAAUGCGUUCACACUAUAUACUAUUUUACGGUUUUCAAUAUAAAACUCACAUGCACGUUCUUUGAACAAAAAUGUAUUUUAAUGUUAAUUACGGUAUUUUUAUAUAUUUAUCAACCACCUUUAUAUAUUUUUAAAAUACACAUACAUGUAAGAGUGGGCACGAAUCGGAUAUCUGCGGUUUUGGAAGUAUUCGUGAUCCAAUAUGAUUCGUCCGAAUAAUCAAUUAUCCGAUUCGAUUCAUAGCCAUCCAAAUAUACAGUGUCCCAGAAAAAUUAGAUUUUAACCGGUUUCGAUCCGUAAAAUAAAUAAAGAAAUUAAAAAAAAAAACAAAAAACAAUAAAUAAUAGAAAAUAAUCAAAUUUUAUUACAAAAACAAAAAACUUAUUUAUUUUUUUGAAUACUAAUACCUAAUUUUAUAAAUUUAGUAAAUAAAGAUAUUGUAAAACUUAUAUAG
Messenger RNA from Brassica napus (rape), 3807 nucleotides. RefSeq names its product type I inositol polyphosphate 5-phosphatase 5. Lineage: Eukaryota; Viridiplantae; Streptophyta; Magnoliopsida; Brassicales; Brassicaceae. The record is from RefSeq and is a predicted model, not a curated record. Gene Ontology annotation, molecular function: phosphatidylinositol-4,5-bisphosphate 5-phosphatase activity; phosphatidylinositol-3,4,5-trisphosphate 5-phosphatase activity; inositol-polyphosphate 5-phosphatase activity. Bases 780 to 2174 code for a protein of 464 amino acids. The transcript is spliced from 8 exons. Gene Ontology annotation, biological process: phosphatidylinositol dephosphorylation.